UAACACUGGAGCCCUGGUAGAGAUACUGAUAAAGAUAACACUGGAGCCCUGGUAAAGAUACUGAUAAAGAUAACACUGGAGCCCUGGUAGAGAAGCAGAACUCAUAGGUAUCUGGUGAGGAACUACUGUCUCAAAAGGUUUUAAUUUCCCAGGUGAAGAUGAGCUCUUUAUUUCGAAGAAACACGACUAGGAAUGGAGCGGACGAGGAGAGUGAUGUGUCUACUGAUGAGGAACCACUCUUUCAAUCCAGCUCAAACGAGGGGAACAGAAUUAAUGUAAUAAGGAAUAUAAACACUUACGCUAGAACAAAGACUCUUGCUCAGGGCUUUCUUGACAUGGCUCUCUUCACUGCCAACGCCUCCCAGAUGAAACACCUGCUACAACAGGGCCCGGACACCCAGUUCUACUAUUUUCUCUUCGUCUUACUGUGUGUCUCAGUGGGUCUCCAGCUCAUUGUAGCAGCUCUGUUGAUCUAUAAAGCAUCAAAGAAUAUAGAAUAUGAUGAUCCUGAACGCAGACUUAGCGACAGCGUCCUCUGUUCUGGAGGCUUCAUUAUGAUGACAGUUUUAGCAGAGUCCACCUGCUGAAUAACAUUGUGACUGGGUUAAUCCUGGUGAUCACAGCUGUCAAUGUCUUCAUCACAGCUUUCUGGUUUUCUCCCCACCUGACCCAAGCUGACCAGCUGCUUGCUGCAGCCACAUCAACCCCUGCUCAACCAUGAUGGAAUUAUUUUUGCAUGCUGCUCACUUGAAAGAAAAAAUAAAUAAAUCUUCCAGUCAUUUCUGUAUUGUUAUUAAAGGCAAGUCGUGAUCGUUUCUCAAAGUGGAGACAAAUAA
This is a messenger RNA of Acipenser ruthenus (sterlet), 836 nucleotides long. Its product is annotated as ninjurin-1-like. The coding region runs from base 159 to 587 and encodes 142 amino acids. Gene Ontology annotation, cellular component: membrane. NCBI's taxonomy places the organism in Eukaryota, Metazoa, Chordata, Actinopteri, Acipenseriformes, Acipenseridae. Gene Ontology annotation, biological process: tissue regeneration; cell adhesion. The transcript has 6 exons. The record is from RefSeq and is a predicted model, not a curated record.